Molecule: messenger RNA, 1281 nt
Organism: Daldinia childiae
Lineage: Eukaryota; Fungi; Ascomycota; Sordariomycetes; Xylariales; Hypoxylaceae
Product: putative transporter MCH4
Exons: 2
Coding region: 1-1281 (426 amino acids)
Biological process (GO): transmembrane transport
Cellular component (GO): fungal-type vacuole membrane
Molecular function (GO): transmembrane transporter activity
Source: RefSeq, a predicted model, not a curated record
AUGUCUACUUCAGAGACAGAAAGCCGGGAAAAGGAUUCGAUCAUUUCCAUAGAGCUCGGGCAAGAGAAUGAAGCCACCAAUCUUCCCGAAGCCCCUGACGGAGGGCUUCGAGCAUGGCUCGUCACAGCCGGAGCUGCUUGCGUUUUCUUCUCGGCUAUGGGCUUCUCUAAUGCCUUUGGGGUCUUUGAGGAGUACUAUUUGUCACAUCAGCUCAAUGGGCAAUCGCCUGAUAAAGUGGCGUGGAUUGGAUCUCUGGCUGUAGCUCUCCAGUUCCUAUCGGGAAACAUUGGUGGGCCGUUGUUUGAUCGGUUUGGCACAUGGGUGCUCCGACCAGCUAUGGUACUAUAUGUCUUUUCUAUUAUGAUGACAAGCUUGUGCAAAGAAUAUUGGCAGUUCAUGCUUGCUCAGGGUGUUUUAAUGGGUACUGUUAUGGGAUUCCUUCAAUUCCCGGCUAUGGCAGCACUGUCUCAAUUCUUUAAUAAGAAACGAGCAGCAGCCUUAGGAAUAGCAAUUUCUGGAUCGUCUCUCGGCGGAGUCAUCUUUCCUAUUGCCUUGUCUAAGAUGCUGAACGAUACUUCUCUCGGAUUUGGUUGGUCAGUACGAAUUAUUGGAUUCGUCACUAUUCCUCUCCUUGGGUUUGCAUGUGUGGCCAUCACAUCUCGUCUGCCGCCUAGAACAACCACCUUCUUUGUCUGGCAGGCAUUUAAAGAAACGAGAUUUAUUCUCUUAACAAUUGCGCUAUUCUUCAUGCUUCUUGGAACAUUUGUACCGCUAUUCUACAUCCCAACGUACGCGGUCUCGAGAGGUAUGGACCCAACACUCGCCUCUUACCUUCUAGCGAUCAUAAAUGCGGCAUCCACAUUUGGUCGUGUCAUUCCGGGUGUACUGGCCGACAAAUUCGGACGACUAAAUAUGUUCGCAAUCGGUGGAAUUAUAACCAGUAUUGUUAUAUUCUGCUGGAACAAAACGGAAUCAACCGCAGCGUUAGUGGUAUACUCUAUCGCUAUCGGAUUUAGCACCGGAACCGUCAUUUCAGGGGCAUCGGCAGCGUUUACGGAAGUCCCCAAAGACCCCCGAGACAUAGGCACAUACCUAGGUAUGGGGAUGAGCCUCAGCUCUAUCGCGGCCUUGAUAGGCCCCCCGGUAAAUGGAGUAUUCGUUAGUAAAUAUGGAGGAUACUCUGAAGUAUCUAUAUUUAGUGGCGCGACGGUCUUGAUGGGCGGUGUUAUAGCUCUUGCAACCAAAGCUACAACAUCUAAAGGUCUCCUAGGAAGGAUAUGA